GUAUCUACACUCGACAGUCUAGUAGCGAGCAGCUGCUGUCACGUGACUGUUUGCCGUGAGCGCAACCGCGAGCUUUAGCUUCAUUGUAUUGAAGUGCGCAUGCGCGUGUGCCUAAGGAAGUUUGGUCCGUUUCCCCUCCUGUUGAAGAAAUCCCGGUGUAAGGUUUGGGGACACCUCGAGCACCAUGGACGUGAACCAGCCCAAGCAGGAGCAUCUGCUGGCCCUUAAAGUGAUGCGCCUCACCAAGCCAACCUUAUUCACCAAUAUUCCUGUGACCUGCGAAGACCGGGACCUUCCAGGUGAUCUAUUUAAUAACCUAAUGAAAGAUGACCCUUCUACAGUGAAAGGAGCCGAAAUGUUAAUGUUGGGAGAAAUGCUCACACUACCUCAGAACUUUGGUAAUAUUUUUUUAGGUGAGACCUUCUCAAGUUACAUAAGUGUUCACAAUGACAGCAAUCAAAUUGUGAAAGAUAUUCAAGUAAAGGCAGAUCUUCAGACAAGCUCCCAACGUUUAAACCUGUCCGCAUCCACCUCUGUGGUAGCUGAGCUCAAACCGGACAGUUGUAUCGAUGAUGUGAUUCAUCAUGAAGUCAAAGAAAUAGGAACGCACAUAUUAGUGUGUGCUGUGAGUUAUACCACCCAGACUGGGGAGAAGAUGUACUUCAGGAAAUUCUUCAAGUUCCAGGUUCUGAAGCCUCUGGACGUGAAGACCAAGUUCUAUAACGCAGAGAGUGACCUCAGUUCCGUGACAGAUGAAAUCUUUCUGGAAGCUCAGAUUCAGAACAUUACCACAUCCCCGAUGUUUAUGGAGAAGGUUUCCCUGGAGCCUUCGAUGAUGCACACCGUGACUGAACUAAACAGUGUGUGCAGAGGCGGUGAAGGGUCAUCUACCUUUGGAACAAAGACUUACUUGCAGCCUCUGGACACCAGACAGUAUUUAUACUGCCUGAAACCAAAACCAGAGUUAGCGGAGAAAGCCGGCAUCAUUAAAGGUGUCACAUCAAUUGGAAAACUGGACAUUGUGUGGAAGACCAAUCUGGGUGAAAGAGGAAGACUCCAGACCAGUCAACUGCAGAGAAUGGCUCCAGGCUAUGGGGAUGUGAGGCUUAAUAUAGAGACCAUUCCUGAUACUGUCAGUCUGGAGGAACCAUUUGAUAUCACGUGUAAAAUCACAAACUGCAGCAGUGAAAGAACCAUGGAUCUGGUUUUAGAGAUGUGCAAUACGAAUUCAAUUCACUGGUGUGGAGUUUCUGGAAGACAGCUUGGAAAACUACACCCGAGUUCCUCCCUCCAUCUUACGCUCAUACUUCUUUCUUCAAUCCAGGGGCUGCAGAGUGUCUCUGGAUUAAGACUAACAGAUAUAUUUCUGAAGAGAACAUAUGAAUAUGAUGACAUUGCACAAGUAUGUGUGGUCUCCUCCAAAACUCAAGUAGAAAGUUGCUAAGAGUUUGUAAAACCGCUGAAGUGUAUGGACCAACUUCUGAAAUAUUUCCUCAAACGGCAAAUAAAACAGAGGGGAUUUGUGUAUGUUUGCAGAUAAUUUAAGCAUGUUUUAUUGUUUAAUAUUUUUGUGAACCAUUGUAAAUUCUUUUAAAUUACGCUAUCUUGUGUUUUUAAAUACGCUAUGAAUUUUAUCUAAUAUUUCAAAAAAAUAAAGUGUAAAUAUAAAUUUA
Messenger RNA from Spea bombifrons (plains spadefoot toad), 1673 nucleotides. It is a transcript of the gene TRAPPC13, whose product is annotated as trafficking protein particle complex subunit 13. The coding region runs from base 185 to 1444 and encodes 419 amino acids. The transcript has 13 exons. Gene Ontology annotation, cellular component: TRAPPIII protein complex. Lineage: Eukaryota; Metazoa; Chordata; Amphibia; Anura; Pelobatidae. The record is from RefSeq and is a predicted model, not a curated record.